This is a messenger RNA of Carassius gibelio (silver crucian carp), 5113 nucleotides long. RefSeq names its product FERM domain-containing protein 5-like. Bases 302 to 2023 code for a protein of 573 amino acids. The transcript has 14 exons. The record is from RefSeq and is a predicted model, not a curated record. Lineage: Eukaryota; Metazoa; Chordata; Actinopteri; Cypriniformes; Cyprinidae. Gene Ontology annotation, cellular component: cytoskeleton.
UCGGCUCUCGCUGGCUUCUAGUUUAUGAAUACAUUCCGCCUCAGCCCUCCCCAGAAAUAAUGCAUGAAUAUGGAUGGGCUGUUGUGCCUGAGUCUAUUCAGUGCAUUGGACUACCUCCAACGCUGGCAUAAACCCAGCAACGGCAGAGGAGACCAUACCGUCCAGUCCAAAGGAUAGUGAUGGGGAGCAAUGACUCAAAAGGGCUUCUGAUCACCGAGAAGGGUCUUUCUGGCAUGUCUGCAGUGAGUGACAUGUUGCGCUCGUCCUAAACGCUCGUGCGUCUGUAUACUGACUGGCCAAUAUGUUGAGCCGACUGAUGAGUGGCAGCGAUCGGAGUCUUGACAGGGAAUUUAACUGUACGGUGCGACUGCUGGACGACUCGGAAUACACUUGCACGGUUCAGAGGGAUGCAAAAGGUCAAUGGCUGUUUGAGCAGGUCUGUCAGCAUCUAAACCUGCUGGAGAAAGACUACUUUGGCAUCAGAUUUGUGGACCCAGACAAGCAACGGCAUUGGCUGGAGUUUAGCAAGGCAAUUACCAAACAAAUGAGAACCCAGCCUCCCUACACUAUGUGUUUGCGUGUUAAAUUCUAUCCUCCAGACCCUGCAACUCUUAAAGAAGAGAUCACUAGAUACCUGGUCUUCCUACAGAUUAAAAGAGAUUUGUAUCAUGGCCGUCUCCUGUGCAAAAGUUCAGAUGCUGCCACGUUGGCCGCAUUUAUUCUGCAGGCUGAGAUUGGAGAUUAUGACCCGGGGAAGCAUCCGGAGGGUUACAGCUCUAAGUUUCAGUUUUUCCCCAAGCAUUCUGAGCGCCUGGAGCGCCGCAUUGCUGAGAUCCACAAAGCUGAGCUGAUAGGCCAGAGUCCUGAGACAGCUGAGAUGAAUUUCUUAAGGAAAGCUCAGACUCUUGAAACAUACGGGGUUGAUCCACACCCAAGCAAGGAUGUGUCUGGCAACACAGCAUUUCUCUCAUUUACCCCAUUUGGCUUUGUGGUACUACAGGGAAACAGGAGGAUUCAUUUCCUCAGAUGGAAUGAGGUGACCAAACUGAAGUUUGAAGGAAAGACAUUUCAUAUUUAUGCAACUCAUCAAGAGGAUCAGAAGAUCAUCUUGACUUACUUUGCUCCAACACCCGAUGCCUGCAAGCAUCUAUGGAAGUGUGGGGUGGAAAACCAAGCUUUCUACCAGUUUGAGAAAUCAAGUCAAGUUCGCACUGUAUCCAGUAGUAAUCUUUUCUUCAAAGGGAGCCGCUUUAGAUAUAGUGGUAAAGUUGCCAAGGAAGUGAUGGAACAGAGUGCCAAAAUCAGACGAGAGCCUCCAGAAAUCCACAGGUCUGGGAUGGUCCCCAGUAGGAGUUGUCCCUCCAUCACUCAUGGCCCACGACAGAGUAGCGUUCCCCGAACACGAAGGAGAGCAGUGCAUAUUUCCAUCAUGGAGGGUUUGGAGUCCUUGCGUGACAGUGGCCAUUCCACGCCUGUCCGAUCGGUCUCCGAUGGAAACUCAUUCCUACACUCCCGUGGAAAUGGAGCCGAAAGAGGAAACAGAACCAGAACGGCUGAAUUUUCCGAGGACUCUUACAGUCCCUCUGACAGCGUGCUCUCUACACCAGUGUCCAACGACCCCUCAGACCAGGCUCAGGUUCGCCACACAAACGGCCCCCGCAGCAAUCAAGAGGAAGGAGGAACAGAACUGUGUACUCAAAAGCAGGCAAGGCCACAGGGUGUUAAACCCAAAGGGAAGCGUUCUCAACUGGAGAAGUCUCGGCCUACCCAACAUGGCCCAGAGGCAAGGGUGAAUGAGUUCAUCUGUAGUUUGGCACGUCUUUUCUUAGUGACCCUGGCUCUACUCUUUGCCCUCCUUAUACUUCUUAUUGUGCUAACAGAGUCUGAGCUGGACUUGGCCUUUCUUAGGGACAUCCGGAGAACACCCGAAUUCCAGCAGUUCCACUACGAAUAUUUUUGCCCCCUUAGGCGCUGGCUGGCCUGCAAGCUGCGCUGGAUGGGUGGGCAUCUCAUCGAUAAAUGAGUGUGUAAGCACCCUUCUCUGUCUACUCAGUGCAGUCUGUAGUCUAUGAGUGGGAGAUCUCUAGCAUUAAUAUCAUGGUACCAUGAAAUCAAAAUGAAAUUACUAUUAUCUACAUAGCCAAAGCCUUGGAUUUCCUAAUACCAUGCCAAGAGGAGAAAACUGUGUAUGUUUCAGCUCUAGUUAUUGUGAAAUUGUUCUCUGCAGCGCUACUUUGUAGUCGGAUAAAAAAAAAAAAGGUAUGUAUAGCUCUUUGAAUGCUGCCAUCACCCAAUUGUAAUUUUCUAUCAUUUAAAUAUAAUAUCUACACUCAAAGAAUGUUCACAGAGACUGUGACAAGUAAGACCUCAUGCUGCAAUCAGACAAAGAUGCCUUCAUUGGUCAGACUUUAGACAGUGGCAGCAGAUAAAGGGAUAGUUCACUCAAAAAUGAAAAUUCUAUCAUCAUUUACUCACCCUUUAUUUGUUUAAAUCCCACAAUACUUGCAGUUAAUCUGCAAAACACAUAUUUAAAUAAAACCUGAGAGAUUUCUGUCCCUCCACUGUGUGUCCAGGUAAUCAAAUCUUCAAAGAUCAAAAAAGACGAAUCCAUAUAUCAAACAUUUUAAACCGUUAAAUUCAUAUGACAUUUGAUAAUGACUUUCUGACCUUCAAUGUUUUAAUCACCUGGACUUUCCAUGGAGGGACUUAAACCAAAGUCUUACAGAUUUGGAACAAUAUCAGAGUGAGUAAAUUAAGAAUUUUAGCUGAUUUUUCUUAAAGCUGCGGUAGGGAACUUUUGACGCUCUAGCGGUUAAUAAACAGAACUGCUUGCGUCUUUCGGAAGAACAUCGUAGCCGGAACUACUUCUCUCUGUUUAUGUUUAUGAAGAAUCACAAAGGUACUGGGUUACUCCGCCGCGGUAUCCCCGAAGCAAUCUAAAAUAGUCUGAAUAUAAACACUUAUUAUAGGUGCACCCUAGUGAUUCAGGACAAGCUAAAAACACGGUUUGGAAAAUGGAUUCAUGGUGUACUUGCUUAUUAUAUAAAUUUUUCUACAUUUUGAACACAAACAAAGUUACGGACCGCAGCUCUGAUUGGUUGAUUUCUUACCAGGAGCGGUCUGUAACUGCAAAUGGCAAUAGGACCACUGGGAGGAGCCAGAGGAGCUUGAUUUUUUUCACAGAUUAUCUGUCUCAUAUUCUACUGUCAGGACAUAAUGACAGGUUUAACAAAUAUGUAAAAAAUAUAUAUUUACAAAAGUUACCUACUGCAGCUUUAAAUGACCUUGACUGUUUUGGGUGAACUAUCCCCCUCCAAUGUCGGAUGUAGGCUUGACCAUGAGUUUGGGAGCUUUUUGGAUGGCACUUUGUAAGUGUAAAAUGUUGGUACUAUAAACAGGACUGCUGGUCAAUAGUAUGGAUCAAAGCCACUGACAGAGUUACAGUAUCUCUUUUAAUGGAGCUUCAGUAAUGUUUUGAUGAGAAUUUAAUAACACCUUACAAUAAGGUUUAAUUUGUUAACAUUAGGUAUCAUAAACUAACAAUGAAUAAUUUUUAAAGCAUUCGUCUUGGCUAACGUUCUAUUACCAUCUCUAACAUCUAAAUAUAUAUACAGUAUGGAUAAAUUAAGACUAGUGAACAAACAUAAAUUAACAAUGAAUAACACAUAAUACAUAAAUUAACUUACAAUAAAUCCUGUAGAACUGGUUGUUCAUUUUUAGUUCAUGAUACCUAGUGGAUUAAUGAAUUCAACCUCUAUCAGUAUUACAGAGGAUACAUUUGUGUAGACGUGAACACCAGGGUAUGGGUCAUCCCAAAUUUCCCCUUUAACGAUUAACCCAGAGCGUAAACAAAUAACUGUACUUUCUAUUGCUAUCCUAUACAAAUGAACACUGAUAUUUAGUGGAAGAUGGUGGCCUUGAGAUUCUAAUGUUCUGAAGAGGAUGAAGAAAGUGCUCUGGAAAGUCGAAGUAAUGUGAAAUGUUUGAAAGUAUAAACUAUUUCUGAAAAGAUAAUAUCUAUUUUUUUUUCAUGCAUCAAUAAUUUUAGAGACCUCAUUCGUCCACUUGCACAACCUUAAUUUUCUGAAUUAAAAUGUGACAAAUGUCUUCUGUAGGCGAUGAUGGAUUACAGUUGUGUGAUUAUGAAAUUAUCUAAAGGCAUAGACUCAGAAUUGGUAAAGUGCAUUUUCCACUUAAACCAAAAUAUGUUACAUUUCUAUUACUUUUUUGCUGCCUUCAUGAGACCCAUUCAGUAGUAAAGAGUCAUAUCGCUAAGGCCGUGAGACUAGUGGCCGAUUUAUUUAAUCAAAAUUACUAACUGAUGGGAAAUAUAAGACUGUGAGUCUGUGGAAAUAAUCAAACACAGCUAUAUACACAUUUAAAUAUAUUUGGUAGAAAACUUUAAAUAAAUAGAAAAACCUAGCUGGAGCUAAUUGGUUUUGGGGGUUGAAAAACCUAGAACUGUACUGUGUAAUGUGCUGUUGUGUGUUGUUUGUGUGCUGCUUCAUAAAGUAGUCUACUGCAACUGGAAACAAUAUGAUGAUGGCACAGAUAAAAACAUCUACAGAGAGAUCCUGAUAUGUGUGUCUCUGGUGGUAAUUAUCAUGUGAACAGAAAUAAAUAAAUAAAUAAAUAAAUAAAAUGAAGCAAUACAAUUGACACUGAUAAGCCAGCAGAAAAGUGUUUUGUUAACCUAGAGCAACAUGAUGGUUCAGAACCGCAUUACAGAUUCAGUAACCUUGGAAUUAGCUAAGUGCUUGACUGGCGUUGUGCCGGCUGCAAGCUGCAGGUCAUACUAUAAAUCAGCUCCCAUGUACUGUGCCUGACUAAUUCUUCAGAUCUGUUACUGAUUGUAAUGGACACUGUUUUUGCCAUUUCAGAUUGUAUGUUUCAUUCAAAGCAAUAGCAGACUGAAAAGAAUAAAUGUUGUAGCUCUGAAGACAAUCUGAAUGGAUAAUGAAUCACACUGUUAUACAAUGACUCGGCUGUGCCUGAGCCAGUGAUUUUCCUGCUCACUGUAUAGCAUCAGAUUAUUAUUUUCUGUACAUUUCAUCACUUUAAUUUGUAUUGUUUCAUAUCAUAAAUUGUUUACCUGUAUUGUACCAAGAAUACA